Penicillium crustosum is the source of this 249-nucleotide messenger RNA. RefSeq lists its product as uncharacterized. The transcript is spliced from 2 exons. NCBI's taxonomy places the organism in Eukaryota, Fungi, Ascomycota, Eurotiomycetes, Eurotiales, Aspergillaceae. The record is from RefSeq and is a predicted model, not a curated record. Bases 1 to 249 code for a protein of 82 amino acids.
AUGGUUGUCAAGAUGGUUGUCAAGAUGGUUGUCAAGAUGGUUGUCAAGAUGGUUGUCAAGAUGGUUGUCAAGAUGGUUGUCAAGAUGGUUGUCAAGAUGGUUGUCAAGAUGGUUGUCAAGAUGGUUGUCAAGAUGGUUGUCAAGAUGGUUGUCAAGAUGGUUGUCAAGAUGGUUGUCAAGAUGGUUGUCAAGAUGGUUGUCAAGAUGGUUGUCAAGAUGGUCGUUAUCAAAAUGUAUGGUGAAGAUUAA